UGUGAAGACUGCGAGUCCGCGGAAGAGUCUGCUAAUGACCAAUGUGAUGCAGACCCUGCUGGAGAAGAGGAAGUCACAAGGUUGAUUGCAGAGACUGUUGAGCAUUCUGACUUCCCAAUGUUUGAGGACAAAGCUGUGACUGUUUCAUCUGGAGACUUUGGCUGGAAAUUUCUCGAUAUGCUAAAUGAGAAAAAUGUAAACAGUUCCACGGGACUGCCCUCUCUUGACCUUCUGAAAGAAAUUGUUACAGCAUAUGUUGAAAUUCAGCCCGAAACUGCAAAGCAUCGACUUUCUGGUAAAGAAAGAGUUGUACUAACACUGCUGAAGCUCAAGCAUAAUCUGCCGCUGAACUUCUUGAGCAACCUGUUUGACUGUUCAGUGUCAACGGUAAGCGAAAUAAUUGUAUCGACCGUACCAAUUCUGUCAAAAAUGCUUUCCUCUGUUGUGACCAUGCCAUCAAAAGAAGAAGUCCUAAGCAAUAUGCCAGUGCACUUCGAAAGGUACCAGAAAGUCCGUUUGGUGCUAGAUUGCACGGAAAUUCCAGUCUCCCAGCCAAAGUGCUUAAAAUGUGCAUUACGGGUGUACUCGUAUUAUAAAAAAGGGUUCACAUGUAAGUACCUGAUAAGCGUAACCCCAGCUGGUAUCAUCGCUAAUGUGAGCAAAGGCUACGGUGGCAGAGCAUCGGAUAACGCAAUAUUUGCAGCAUCUGGCAUCUUGGAGCAGUUGCUACCAGGCAUAGACGAAAUAAUGGUGGACCAGGGAUUUCUCAUUGAUGAGCUGUGUGAAAACCACUUAAUCGGACUUGUGAGGCCGCCCUUCAAAGGUAAACAGAAACAACUGUCGAAAGUCCGAACACAGAAAAUUGCUUGUGCAAGGGUGCACGUAGAGCGAGUCAUUCAACGUAUGAAGACGUUUCGAAUACUGACUACAAAGGUGUUGUGGAGCCUUGUUCCACUCUUGGACGACAUAAUGGUAAUUGUUGCUGGUGUGACAAACCUUUCACCUUCUAUUUUGGCCGAUGAGAAGUUCCUAUGAACGCCUUGCCCCUGUGAUGCAUAUGUUUCUGCACUGAAUACUGCGGCCCCAUAUGAUGUGAAGCCCAUGGGAAUGUAAAUACAAAUUAUGCUGUAUGUAAUAAACAAGACAAAUGACA
Ornithodoros turicata is the source of this 1153-nucleotide messenger RNA. RefSeq lists its product as uncharacterized. The record is from RefSeq and is a predicted model, not a curated record. The coding region runs from base 118 to 1035 and encodes 305 amino acids. Lineage: Eukaryota; Metazoa; Arthropoda; Arachnida; Ixodida; Argasidae. The transcript has a single exon.